AUAAAAGUGUUUUAAAUGUUAUGGAUGUAUAAAUUACAUAUGCGAUAAUUGUAUUUAUAACUGUUGCUGUUUAAAUAAUAUUCUAUUAUAAGUUAAUUAUUACGUUUUUUUGACUUAUGAUUCGAACUAGGAUUCAAAAUAUUCACGGUCACCGACAAAUAAUUUUGUCCCAUUACAUUUUUUUCUUCUGCUGUUUCUGUCUUUUUUUCAUUAAAGUCACGUCCCUAAAAAUCGUUAUUCGUCCUUAAAUUUUGUUUUGUUUUAUUGAGUGCUCAAACAAACGACAAUAAUGCAAGUUUAAAUAAUUUACAUCUAACACUUACAAAAGUUAGAUUUUGAAACUGAUUUUAUCCUCAAAGUCUGAAAAAUGUUUCUUUAAAAAAUAUUUGAAAAUACAUUCAUUAUGGAUGACGAAGACGAUAAUGUGAAUGUCAUUUUACGCGACGAAGGCAGUAAAGCAAAUGAUCGACGCAAACCCGAAUUAGUUGAAACGUAUGUACAAUUGUUAUCGCGAUUGAUCCAAAGACCACCGGUUGUUGAUUUGGAUUCAAUCUUAUUUUUUAACGAACUCGGCAACAAAGACGUAAUUGAGGUGAAAGGCUCAGUGUCGAGUGGAGUUCCAUCGUUACUAGUUCAAAUUGUUACAAAGUCUAUACUACCUUCAAAAUACAAUGGCUUGGACAUGGAUGUAUUUUAUAUAAAUACUGAAAAUCAAUUUCAAAUAUCUGCUGUUUUUGAAGCUGCCCUGAACGAAAUGAGAGAGUUUGAAGGACAUAGUAAACUUGAUGAAGAAGUUAAAAGUGCUUUAACAAAGUUGAAAAUGAUUCAUUGCUAUAACUAUUAUCAAUUUUUAGUAACAAUCAACAAUCUUCAAAAUAUUUUAAUAGAAAAUAAAAAAAUAGGCUUGAUAAUUAUUGACAGCAUUAGUGCCUAUUAUUGGCAGCAGAGGGAAACUGAAUUAUCAUAUGACUCAUUUGUACUGAAAUUAUUGAAAAAUGUGCAUAAAUCUUCAUCUGAAUUUAAGAUUUUGACUCUGUACACAAAACCAAUUGACUUUGUUUCAAAACACAAAAGUUCAAAUGCUUACGAGUUGAGGAAUUUGUUGAGUUAUGAUAUUUCCUUAGUUAGAGAUGAAAAAAGUAAUGAAUUAAGUUGUAGUGUUAGAUAUAAAAAUAAAAUAAAAAUAUUAAAGUAUGAAAUCACUAAAACUAAGUUGAAGUGGCUCAUAAAUAAUAGUUGAAACAUCAUUUUUCA
Messenger RNA from Trichogramma pretiosum, 1254 nucleotides. It is a transcript of the gene Xrcc2, whose product is annotated as DNA repair protein XRCC2-like. The transcript is spliced from 2 exons. Gene Ontology annotation, cellular component: centrosome; Rad51B-Rad51C-Rad51D-XRCC2 complex; replication fork. Gene Ontology annotation, molecular function: four-way junction DNA binding. NCBI's taxonomy places the organism in Eukaryota, Metazoa, Arthropoda, Insecta, Hymenoptera, Trichogrammatidae. The record is from RefSeq and is a predicted model, not a curated record. The coding region runs from base 404 to 1240 and encodes 278 amino acids. Gene Ontology annotation, biological process: DNA strand invasion; double-strand break repair via homologous recombination.